GGUGUGCGUACGUUCUAUUUAAUUUUAGUUUUGUUCUCUACACAUCUACCAGAAUUAUACCAGCCAAUUUGGGGAAAAUGGAUUCAAAUUUAAUUAAGAUCUUCAAAUACAUUGACAAAUAUCAGGAGCAUAUGCUGGAUGAUCUUCGGAAAAUAAUUUCAUUCAAAUCAAUAUCCGGUUCAUACGAACACCAAAAUGAAAUGCAAGAAAUGAUUCGAUGGACAGAGGCUCGUCUCAAGUCACUAAAACCUAGCUACUGUGAACGGUUUGAUAUCGGAAGUCAUACAUUCAAUGGUAGAACAUUCAAGUUGCCAUACGUAAUUUUCGCUACUUUCGGCAAUGAUCCGAAAAAAACGACCGUUCUGAUCCAUUGUGGAGUGGAUGUGAAAGACAGUGAUCUCAGUGGUUGGACGACAGAUCCAUGGUCUCUUGUUAAAAGUAAUCGAGACCUGGUGGGUCGUGGCGUGUACAAAGGGAAAACUCAAUUUAUCAGUUGGUUGCACAUUUUGGAGGCGUUUCGGACGCAAGACCUUGUACUACCAGUCAAUUUCAAAUUUCUAAUAGAAGGCAUGUCCCAAAUGAAUUCAAUCGGUUUGGAGGACUUGUUGUGGACGGAGCGGACUCGUUUCUUUAGAGACAUCGAUUUUAUUUGCGUUAACGAUAUGGAAUGGUUGAAUAGCACAAAUCCCUGCAUUGGAUUCGGUUGUUGUGGCAUUAGUCAGUUUGAGCUUAUUUGUACGGAGACUAGGAAGGAUAUUAAUCCCUUUGUCGUGAUCGAUUCAAUUAUCAAGUCAAUUUCGGAUGACAAGGGCAACAUUUCGAUUCCGAAAUUCGAUGACGAUGUUUUGAGAAUCACUCCAGAAAUAGAGCAGGUCAUUGACUCGGUUGAAUUGGAUUUAAAUUUAAUCAAAGCGAAAAUACCGCAGUACAUGCACGGUUGGAAUAAACAAAAAAUUCUCUUGCACCUCUGGCAAUUUCCGUCGUUGAAAGUUGACGACGAUUUCACCGACGUUAGCUGUACUUGUGGCAAAUCAGGAGAUUCACCGAAUGGAAUUAGCAAGAAAUUGACCUUUAAAAUUGUCCACGGGCAAACACACGAACGUUGCACUUCGGAUUUUUUUGAUUUCAUACCGGUCGUUGUUCAGAGUAUGUUUGCGGACCGACGCUUCGCAGUUGACUGUAAAGUAACUUCGAAGUCUCUAAAAUGCUCGAUAACCGAUAAAAAGUCGCCUGUCGCAACAAUCAUCAUCAAAAGCCUAGUGCAAAAUCAAACCUGGCAAGAAGAUACGGACAGUGCACACUUCUUAGCAGCCAAACGGGCAACAAAGAACGUUUUCAAAUAUCCAAUGAACUUAAUCAAACAUUCGUCAAACAUUCCAAUCAUUUCGAAACUUUCACAGAUUGUUCGGAAAAGCAUUGUUGUUAUGCCGUUGGGCGAUAAUCGAAUGGAUGAAAAGUAUUCCAAUGAACGCAUACCCGAAACAUUGUUUUUUGAAGGCAAGAAAUUGAUGGCCUCGUACAUUAUUGAAAUAUCGAAAAUCAAACAAUAAAUUGGGUAAUCCAUCCGCUAUUAACUUUCCACUGCUAUCAGAGUGGAUGAUGUAUAUUUUACCAACAAAUC
Bradysia coprophila is the source of this 1621-nucleotide messenger RNA. Its product is annotated as cytosolic non-specific dipeptidase-like. Gene Ontology annotation, biological process: proteolysis. The record is from RefSeq and is a predicted model, not a curated record. Gene Ontology annotation, molecular function: peptidase activity. NCBI's taxonomy places the organism in Eukaryota, Metazoa, Arthropoda, Insecta, Diptera, Sciaridae.